AGAGAGAGAGAGAGAAGGAUACGCCGAGGGGGUCGGGGGAGUGAAGCUUAACGCAUGUGCACAGGGCGCCUCGCGUCGCGGCGCUCCGGUUCGGAGGCUGCGAAACCGAGCGGGCGGAAUUCGCGGAUCAGAGUCGUCGCAUCUCUCGCUUAAGAUAUACAUCACCGUCCGCGGCACCGUCCGCGGCUUUCCAUGGGUAUCGGCGAGCGCAGAGUCACCGUCCCGACGCUGGCUGACACGCACCGAGCGCCGACCGCGAGGACCGCCGUUCCUGGACGACGGGAUGUUGGGUCGUACGGAAUUCGUCCGGUGACGAAUGAUACCGCUCGGGAUCACUACGGGUUCUUCUUCUCGUGCGACGAGACGCGAGUACACGUGCGGUACGCCCUCGAGUGCGACGGCGAGUUCGAGUCCGAGGAAACUCUUGGACGAUCGGCGAGUUCCAGUUAACAAAUCCUGAAGGAUCGGCGUUUUAUUUUUGGCUCUCCGGUAUUAUCUUCCGAAGGAAACAGUCACUUCCGGGAUCAUAUACAGAGCUUUAGCUCGCGCUGAAGCUGUGUAUGUUAACGAGAACGUCGUUUGAGGCUGGAGAGAAGCUCUGUCGCGAGAAGCUCCUUGUAAAGAGAAACAUUUUCAACCGCUUCAUCGUCGGUUCUCGUGUGUAAUAUCUUGAUAAGAAGGAAUAUUUAUAAUAAAAAAAAAAAAAGAAAUUCUUGUGAUUUGGAAAGCGAGGCUGGACUUUGCGCUGGUACAAGAAAAUCUCGUUCUAGAACUGCGUUUUGCAUUGGCAGAUUUCGAACAUUGGUAGAUCUUGUUGAUCAAUGUUAAAUCGCAGCUCGUCGAAGACAGUCGAUCUCGCGCUGCUCUUGCUAUCCUGAAAAAGUUCAAGUCGGAGCAAUCCAGAUCUUCGUCGGCGAUUUCAUCCGAGUAGAAAGGUGCGUGGAUAAUUUUGGAUGAUCUGAUCCGCUUCAUGUUGCGCUAAACCGAUCGCUCGCUUAUUUUUUAUCGUUCUUCAUCAGCACGCGCAGCUCCGUCAGCUGAUCACUUCGCAGAAUCUCCUUGUAAGACAAUCCAAGACUCGUCGUCGAAGAAUCACCGGUGAACCGAGUGUGGACCGAGAGAAAACUCGUGCGCGACUUCUGUCUCUUCGAGUUCGCGUAGAACCGUUCGCGAAGAUCCUCGCGAGGGCAAAGUGAGAACAGGGUGAUGGUGAAUGGACUCACAUGGUUCCUCUAUCCGAUAGACAGUGAGUCUGUCCGAAGGACACAUGGUUCGUCGACGGUGUUGGGUUUUUCCGAUCCCACGCAGUUUCCCGUCGUACCUGGCUCGGUGACUGUCGGCGAAUUCGUACGCUCUUCGUGGACAAGGACUCCCGAGAAGGUGGUGCGCGAAGGGAAGUUCCAGCCACGACGGGGCCCAGCGCCGGGGCGGAGACAAGGCCCCCGGUGCAGGGAAGAGGCGAAACAGGGGAAGAAGUCGAGUUUAGCGUAGCAGCAACGGCCCUGAAACUACAGGGGAGAGCAACUACCCCCUUGAACAGGGGGGAACCUAGGAGGCGACCUCGCCGACGGAGGCGACGGAAAAAGAAGCGACGGAGGUGCGGCGUAACUUCGAUUGUAGGGUGGAAAGAGGAACGAAACGGGUCUGGAGUGGCUUGGCGCUUUGAACGAAGGUGUCACACCAGGGUAGAAGAAGGACUUUGAUUACAUCUUCCGCCACCAUCUCGUAUACGCGGUAUACUCUCCCCUCUCUUCGCUAAUUAAAGGUUCUGUAGUGCUCCAGUUUAUAAUUUUAUCGGUAGUGAGCUCAGUGUGAUAAAAAGUCAAAUGAUGUACACAUUUGAUCCACGAUAAUGAUAAUUUGAUAUAAAUAUAUAUAUAUAUAUAUAUAUAUAUAUAUAUAUAUAUACAUACGUGUGCUUGUGCUGUCCAAGAGAGUGCGUGAGAAUUGAGUGAGAAAAAAAGUAAAAGAUUCGCGGAGAGAAAUGCAAUUUUGUAGUGAUAAAUCUGUAUCUAUGUAAAGACGUGUGUCAGUGUGUCCGCACGCAAGAGUACAAAACAAAAUAAAUAUACGAAGAGAAAGAGACAGAGAGAAAGAAGAAAAAUCAUAUAAAUCAACCGAGGAUAACCAAAGGAAAGCCCGUCAGCAACGUAGAAAAGUGACAUUAGCAGGUGAGACAGGUGGGACAGUAGCAUGAGUUCGUACUUCGCGAAUUCGUAUAUCCCGGACCUGCGAAAUGGCGGGGUGGAACACCCGCAUCAGCAUCAGCAGCACUAUGGUGCGGCCGUACAGGUACCUCAGCAAACGCAGUCGGUUCAGCAGCAGUCCCAGCAAGCCGGCGAUCCCUGCGACCCGAGUUUGUUACGUCAAGGAGUAUCCGCCCACCAUUAUGGAUCUACGGGAGGUCAGCAGGACAUGCCUUAUCCGAGGUUUCCCCCGUACAAUCGGAUCGACAUGCGGAACGCGGCCUAUUAUCAGCAUCAGCAGGAACACGGAAGUAUGGACGGCAUGGCUGGUUACAGGUCGACGUCCCCGAAUCCCGGUAUGGGUCACAUGGGACAUACGCCAACUCCCAACGGACAUCCGUCCACCCCCAUCGUCUACGCCAGUUGCAAACUUCAGGCGGCUGCUGUCGAUCAUCAGGGCAGCGUUCUCGACGGACCGGACAGUCCUCCUCUCGUCGAAUCGCAGAUGCAUCACCAAAUGCACAGUCAGCAGCAUCCGCAUAUGCAGACGCAACCGUCGCAGCAUCCACAGCAGCAACAAUCGCAACAUCAGCAUUUACAAGCGCAACAACAACAUAUGAUGUAUCAACAGCAACAAUCUCAAACCACGUCGCAACAGGGACAAAGCGGAAUGCAUCCGCAGCAGCAGCAGCAAGCCCAACAGCAUCAAGGUGUCGUUGCGUCGUCACUCAGUCAACAACAGCAAGGCACGCCUCAGGGUGCGGCAAGCUCGAACUUACCAAGCCCACUCUACCCUUGGAUGAGGAGUCAAUUUGAGAGGAAGAGAGGCCGGCAAACAUAUACACGAUACCAAACGUUAGAAUUGGAAAAGGAAUUUCAUUUCAACCGAUAUCUCACUAGACGGCGACGUAUCGAGAUCGCACACGCGCUAUGUCUGACGGAACGACAGAUAAAGAUCUGGUUUCAAAACAGACGAAUGAAGUGGAAGAAGGAGAACAAGACGAAAGGCGAGCCAGGCUCGGGCGAUGGCGACACUGAAAUCUCACCACAGACGUCGCCGCAGGGUUGAAAGAGCUCCGAGGAGUGGAACUUCCUUUCCAUCUCUCUCAGGGUCGUUUAUACCUUGUUUCCAGCUACUACCUCCUUCCCACCCAAACCUGAAUCCUCAUCAAUGACCUCCAAAUAAUCCCUGUAAGCAAUGACGCUUAUUUUGUCGUGUUAAUCAUGUUGCUUGUACCAAAAAAAAUCGGAGCAGAUAAGAGGCGAGGAAGUCAUAGAAGGACCCGUAAAACGCGCUCGAUGACGAAUAGACGAAGAAGAAGAGAAAAAGCAAAAUGAAAGAAACGAAGACGAAGAAAUAAACGAGUCAGCAGAAGAUUUGCGAAAAUAAGCAAGCAUGUUGUGGAUCAAGAUUUUUAAUCAAGAAGAGGAAAAGGAAAACAAAACUGGAUCACAUGCUAAUCAGAACCGCGUUAACCUCUAUCGAAUAAUUGUACUAAAAAAACCUAUAUAUAUACAUAUAUACAUAUAUAUAUAUAUAUAUAAAUA
Nylanderia fulva is the source of this 3734-nucleotide messenger RNA. RefSeq names its product homeotic protein antennapedia (gene Antp). Gene Ontology annotation, biological process: anterior/posterior pattern specification; negative regulation of transcription by RNA polymerase II. The record is from RefSeq and is a predicted model, not a curated record. Gene Ontology annotation, molecular function: RNA polymerase II cis-regulatory region sequence-specific DNA binding; DNA-binding transcription factor activity, RNA polymerase II-specific. NCBI's taxonomy places the organism in Eukaryota, Metazoa, Arthropoda, Insecta, Hymenoptera, Formicidae. Gene Ontology annotation, cellular component: nucleus.